AUGCAGGCUCUCCAGGUGCCCCGGAGGUCGAUAAUACUCGGCAUUUCUGCCGUCACAAUAUUCGUCGUUCUCUACCGCUUUUUCGGCGACCUGCCCGUCGAGUACUAUCGCAACUACGGCCCCGCCGAAACCUUCACCCCCGUCCAGACAAACAACGACCGGCCGCAGCCGGGCUACUUCAAGGCACAGCCAGAGUGGGACUGGGACGUUCCCGCGUACUCGAAAGGAUGGCAGGGCUAUGCGCGGCCGCCGCGCAACCGCGACAUCGUGGUCCUGACGGCGAGUGAUGGCGGCGGCCACAACAGCCAGAUUCCCAACGUGCUGGAGCGCACCCUCGACGACCGCGAAAGGUACUGCCAGAGGCACGGCUACACCAACCUCUGGCUCAACACGAGCCGCUACGACAUCGGCGAAGCGCACAGGACAUGGUCCAAGAUCCCCGCCGUCGCCGAAGCCUUCUACCUCUACCCCAGCGCCGAAUGGGUCUGGCUGAUCGAUACCGACAUCAUCAUCAUGAACCCCGAGUACGACCUCGUCCGCCAGAUCCUCGCCCCCGACGCCAUCAAGAAGGGCAUCAUGCGCGACACCCCCAUCCUCGACGGCCAGCUCAAGAAGAACCCCACCAACAUCUCCACGCCGAAAGACUACCGCGUCGAAGACAUCGACAUCCUGAUCACGCAGGACCACAUCAGCGUCAAUACGGGCAGCACCUUCUUCCGCCGCACCGCCUUCACGCGCAUGCUCCUCGAGAUGAUGACGGAUUACACAUUGCUCAUGGGCCAGGACCACGCCGGCGCCGAGCAGGACGCCAUCAAGCACCUCAUGCUCGAGCACCCGCUCGUGCGCAGCCACGUCGGCGUCUACCCGCAGCGCAAGUUCAACGCAUACGUGCAAGGCAGCGAUAUCAUGGGCUACCGCGACGGCGACCUUUUGGUCCACUUUGCGGGGUGCUGGACUGGCGGCAAGUGCCAGCAGUGGUUCGAGGAGUUCUGGGGCAAGAGGGGCCACAAGGACCGCUGGCGACCCGAGAAGGAGCCGCUCCCGCCCAACGAUCCCGCCUUUAUGCGCCGCUGA
Trematosphaeria pertusa is the source of this 1074-nucleotide messenger RNA. Its product is annotated as glycosyltransferase family 34 protein. Gene Ontology annotation, molecular function: glycosyltransferase activity. Gene Ontology annotation, biological process: protein N-linked glycosylation. The transcript has 3 exons. The record is from RefSeq and is a predicted model, not a curated record. The coding region runs from base 1 to 1074 and encodes 357 amino acids. NCBI's taxonomy places the organism in Eukaryota, Fungi, Ascomycota, Dothideomycetes, Pleosporales, Trematosphaeriaceae. Gene Ontology annotation, cellular component: Golgi membrane.